AUGGCUUCUACUAAUGACACCAUUGAUUCCGAGCUCUUCGAUGGUCGCUCAGCUGUUGAUAUCUUUGUCAAUAAGAAUCACGGUCAAGGUUAUACCUACGAUGAUUUGAUUUUAAUGCCUGGACAUAUCAACUUUGGUGUUGAUGCUGUUAAACUAGAGACAAAGAUCUCGCGCAAUAUUUCACUGCACUUGCCGCUUGUAUCAUCACCUAUGGAUACAGUAACAGAGCAUGCGAUGGCUAUUGGCAUGGCUUUGCAUGGUGGUAUUGGUAUUAUUCAUUACAAUAUGACCGUAGAAGAACAGGUGAAAGAAGUGCAUUUGGUCAAGAAGUUUAAGAAUGGAUUCAUCACGGACCCCAAGUGUUUAUCACCAGAGGAUACACUCGCUGAUGUAGAUCGCAUUAAGGCUGAGUUUGGCUUUGCUGGUAUUCCUAUUACCAAGACGGGAAAAGUUGGCAGUGUCUUGGUCGGUAUCGUGAGCAAUCGUGACAUUGAUUUUAUUGAAGACCGUCAGACGAAGUUGAAAGAUGUCAUGUCUGAAAACCUUGUGACUGCUCUUGAGGGUGUAUCGUUGAAGGAAGCAAACCGGAUUUUACGUGAGAGCAAGAAGGGUAAACUACCUAUUGUCAAUGCCAAGGGUGAGUUUGUAUCUCUCAUCUCGCGUCGUGAUCUGGUCAAAAAUCGUGACUUCCCACACGCUUCCAAGGAUGAGAAUAAGCAACUACUAGUUGGUGCUGCCAUUGGUACUCGUCCUAAUGACCGCGAACGUUGCGCAGAGUUGGUCAAAGCCGGAGUGAAUCUUAUUGUGAUUGACUCGUCACAGGGAGACUCGACGUUCCAGGUUGACUUGAUCAAGUGGAUCAAGGUGACAUACCCCCAGAUUGACGUGAUCGGUGGAAACGUUGUCACACGUAUGCAGUGUAAGCGUCUUAUCGAUGCUGGUGCGGAUGGCCUCAAGGUUGGCAUGGGUGUUGGCUCUAUUUGUACGACGCAGGAAGUGUGCGCUGUCGGCCGUGCUCAGGCUAGUGCCGUCUACAACACUGCUCGCUACGCUCAUCAGUUCGGUGUACCUGUCAUUGCUGACGGUGGUAUUGCGAGCUCUGGUCACAUUGUGAAGGCUCUUACGGUCGGAGCGUCGGCCGUCAUGUGCGGCUCGCUCUUCGCUGGUACCGAAGAAGCCCCUGGCCAAUACUUCUUCCAGGACGGUGUCCGUUUGAAGAAGUACCGUGGCAUGGGCUCCAUUGAGGCUAUGACACAGGGAUCGUCGAAGCGUUAUUUUGCCACGCACGCUACUGUCAAGGUCGCCCAGGGUGUGAGCGGCUCCGUGGUGGACAAGGGAUCACUGAUGAAGUACGUUCCAUAUUUGCAACAAGGCAUUAAGCACGGCCUGCAGGACCUGGGUCAGGUUUCCCUGGCUUCCGUGCAUGAGGCGCUUUACAACGGAGAUCUCCGCUUUGAACUCCGGACGCCUGCUGCCCAGCGUGAAGGCAACGUUCACUCGCUGCAUGCGUACGAGAAGCGUUUGUACUAA
This is a messenger RNA of Peronospora belbahrii, 1530 nucleotides long. The record is from the annotation of a GenBank genome assembly. Lineage: Eukaryota; Oomycota; Peronosporomycetes; Peronosporales; Peronosporaceae.